GCAGCAGCUCCCGCACCGCCCGCGCAGCUCGCGCGGCUGCACCAUGAGCUGCGCCCAGCAGUGCGGCACCCGGGGCAGCGCGGGCAGCUGGGCGGGCACCACUCAGGGCUCCUCUGCCUCCCCAGGCCGGCAGGCUGCCUUCGAGCUUGCGGCCGCAGCCAGGGGGUUCUCUGGUGGCAGUUUGGGUGAGGGUCUGCUUGGGCAGCAGCUGGGUGCCGGCAGCAUGAGCGGGGGCAGCUUUGGAGCGACCCAGCGGGCCUGUUCCACCCUUGGGUUCAGCACGGGGGGCAUUUGUGUGCGUGGCACUGGAAGCUUUGGCAGGGCCGGUGAGGGGAUCCUGUUUGCCAACAAUGAGAAGGCGACAAUGCAGAACCUCAAUGACCGCCUGGCCUCCUACUUGGACAAAGUACGGCUGCUGGAGAGCGAGAAUGCCGAGCUGGAGUGCCGCAUCCGGGAGUGGUACGCCAAGGUGGGCCCCAGCUGUGAGCCGCGGGACUACAGCUGCUUCCACAAGGAGAUCGAAGACCUUCAGAACCAGAUCCUCUGCGCAGCCAUGGAGACCAACAAAAUCCUUCUGAACAUUGACAACAGCCGGAUGACAGCUGAAGACUUCCGAGCCAAGUAUGAGACCGAGUGCAGCCUCCGGCAGAAUGUGGAUGCAGACAUCUGCAACCUGCGCCCUGUGCUGGACCAGCUGGCCAGCUGCAAGGCCGACCUGCAGCUGCAGUGCGAGGCUGUGACCGAGGAGAUGUGCUGCCUCCGGGCAAACCACGAGGAGGAAAUGAGCUGCCUGAGGAAGCAGGCGACCGGAGACGUGAGUGUGGAGGUCAACGCCUGUCCUGGCCCAGACCUGAGGAAGAUCCUGGAGGAGCUGCGGUGUCAGUAUGAGACGCUGAUGGAGCGCAACCGCAAGGAGACAGAGCAGUGGUUUGCCUGCAAGGUGGAAGAGGUGAACUUGGAGGUCAUCACCAGCAGCCAGGAGAUAGAGUCGAGCAACAAGCAGGUCACGGAGCUGAGACGCCAGCUGCAGGGCCUGGAGAUCAACGUGCAAGCCCAACUGACCAUGAAAGAAAACCUGGAGUCCUCUCUGGCUGAAACAGAAUGCCGCUACAACAAAUACCUCUCUGAGCUGCAGAGCCAGAUCUCCUGCGUGGAGCAGCGGCUGGCGGAGAUCCGGGCAGAGAUGGAGUGCCAGAACCAGGAGUACAAGAGCCUACUGGAUGUCAAGUGCCGCCUGGAGCAGGAGAUCCACACCUACCGCUGCCUGCUGGAGGGCGGGCAGCAGGACAUCAUGUACGCAGGCUGCAAGCAGAGUCGGGCACAGUGACAUCGCCAGGCCAUCACUUACAGGGAUAUGAAAACCUGAGAUACGAGUGGUAAAAGAACACAGUGGUGAGGAACCAGCAGCGCCCUGCUUCCCGCCAGGGCCGGGAAGGCAACCAUGAGGAGCUGAGCAUUUGGCUCUGACCGAUGUCCGACUGUGAGCUCCUUCUCUCCCCUGGGCAGGGGGUCAGCCCAUCACUCCCACCCCAUGCCAGCCCUGCCCUCUGCUGCGGGGCGGCUCCUGCUGAGCUGGGGAAGGUGCUUUAUGACAGCUGUCAUUUAGCUGAGUCCUGCUGGCUCUGCACUGAUAGACAGGAUUAGGGAUGGGCAGAUAAAUUCCCUGAAACAAUAAAUUAUCUAAACGUU
Gallus gallus (chicken) is the source of this 1689-nucleotide messenger RNA. RefSeq names its product keratin, type I cytoskeletal 42-like. Gene Ontology annotation, molecular function: structural molecule activity. Bases 44 to 1327 code for a protein of 427 amino acids. The transcript is spliced from 6 exons. NCBI's taxonomy places the organism in Eukaryota, Metazoa, Chordata, Aves, Galliformes, Phasianidae. The record is from RefSeq and is a predicted model, not a curated record.